UGGAAGUGCCGGAUCUGUGACAUAUAUUUUCUCUGUAAAUACGUUUUGGCACCCGAACAGCAGCUUACACAUAUUAACCCUUCCCGAACUCCCCCAAUAUCAUACCUAAUUCUCUCCCAGCUCCUGCCCCUCCUCUCAUUCUAAUCGCCCACUAUUGCUCUAUGGAAGAGCAUAUGGAUGUAGACGACCAUAAGUCCGACGCCUCUCCCUCUAGAGAGCCGCCCCAUGAAUCAUCUCCAAAUUCCCGAAAGCGGAAAACCCCUCCAGAACGAGGAGAUUCUGCUGACGCUGAAGGCGAGAGUGUAGACGACUCGGUCGCCGUUCCAAAAGGUGAAUACGAAACUGGUCGUGUCAUGUGCGAAGUCUGUGGUGAGGGUGUCUCGUUUCGUGACGAGGCAACCAACGGAUUUACCCUGAAACACUGGGACGCCCAUCGCCAGCAAUGUGCCAACACCACUCAGGCAGUGCCAGAGCCUGUCAUAUAUACCCCGGAAAGUACGGCAGAGGCCCUUGCCAACCCCCCCGCUAAACGUCGCCGUGCCAAACGUACUGAAGAGGAACGCAUCGACUACCUGAGGGCGGAUCCUUACGUUGCACAGUUCGAGGCAUAUCGUGUAUUGUGUGCUUCGUGCGACAAGUGGAUCCGGCUCCGUCCUAAUUCCACUUAUUGCUCCAUCCCUUGGGAUGCUCACCGCAAGAGUUGCUUGUCAAAAAAGAUUAACAACAAGAAUGGCUGUGCCCUCGAAGAGAGAAAUUCAUUGCUCUCUAAAGACCCGGACGUCCGCAAGUUUGAUGCCGAGCGGGUCUUAUGCAAUACUUGCGACCGUUGGAUCCAAGUCAGCCCAGAAAAUCAUAUGCAGGCCGUCCAAAAGUGGCUCCACCACAGGUCGUCUUGUCAAAAGGGUGCUGGACAAUCUUCCGCGUCUCAAGCGGAAGCUUCAUCGCCACCAAAAUCCGACACAGCAGCUCGAGAAGGUCAAUCUCACCCUGAGCAUGCGUCUGCAAUUUUAAGACGUCCCUCGGGUUCACCAGUCCAAGGAAAAACUUCCAUACCAUCGGCAGCACCGUGCUCGCCUUCUUCAUCCUUCAAGGAUUUAACACCCACCAAUUUUCCAGCUCACGAGUCUCGUCGGCGAAAUGCCGAACAACGAGCUGCAACUCUCAAGGCUGAUCCUCUGGUUGAAGAGGUCGAGCCGAACAGAGUCUUCUGUUCUCUUUGCAAGAAGUGGGUACAGCUUCGACAAGAUAGUUCUUACUGCGCGUAUCCAUGGAUACAGCACCGGGGAAAAUGUCUAGCCCGACAUCAGAGACGAGCUCAGAAAGCUGCAGAGGUUGCAGAAAUUCGAGCUAAAGGUGGCACAUCCCAUCCUGACGACGGAAGCUUGUCAGACGAUGAUAUGUCUGCCGAAGACGAACUAGAGUCAGAAGAACCGUACGAUACCCAGGACGUACCCACGGAUGAUAAGCGCAAAGUUAGGAUUUUGGAUUCUCGGUCUCUUCACACUACGAAGAAACAACGAUUAGACAAUGGAAGCAGCCGCAUUGUCUCCACUUGGGUGGGCCCUGAUAAUGCUUCCACUAGCAAGAGAUCAUCGCAAAACGUCCGCUCUAUCCGCCCAAAGGGACGAAUUGAUAGCGACCUUCAUGUGCCAGCGGAAGCCUCCGGGUCGACUAGCCGUCUGGACCGCCGUCUCGUACUUGGUUUUGCUGACUUAAUCACCGUUCCUGGCCGGAUGGAUUUCAUUUUUUCGUCAAUCGCAUACCUAUUUAUGACCACUUAUGACAGCACGGAUGACAUGACUAUAUCUUCCCUGCUGACCUACUUAAACUCUGCCAUACCUGCCGACAAACACGAGGACUUCGACACAGCCGAAGUCGUCAAAGCAGCGGCCGCCUUGCAGGACCGCGGUGACAUUAUCUUUGAGGGCGAUAUGUUACGCCUUCCGGAAUAGCGGGUAAUUCCGGACAUUGUGAAGGUGAACAUAUGUAGACCUAUUUUCUCGAUUUGCAUUUCUUGGACUUUUACCCCACCGUUCGUUCACUCAUUGUUAUUAGCAUCCAUAAGGUCCUCUCAUCCAUCAUGUUGACUUUUGUUCAACUUCGCUGACGACGAUUGCAUCGAAAGUGUAUUUACCGUUCUUACCACCGACAUCUUGUAUUAUUGCCGAUUUCUUGAAUGCAAUGUAUUACAUGCAUUGCAUAUAUUAUAUUGCAGAGUCCUGAUAACAC
Messenger RNA from Suillus bovinus, 2229 nucleotides. RefSeq lists its product as uncharacterized. Lineage: Eukaryota; Fungi; Basidiomycota; Agaricomycetes; Boletales; Suillaceae. The transcript has 8 exons. The record is from RefSeq and is a predicted model, not a curated record. Bases 162 to 1952 code for a protein of 596 amino acids.